Molecule: messenger RNA, 1608 nt
Organism: Fopius arisanus
Lineage: Eukaryota; Metazoa; Arthropoda; Insecta; Hymenoptera; Braconidae
Product: frequenin-1
Exons: 8
Coding region: 622-1185 (187 amino acids)
Molecular function (GO): calcium sensitive guanylate cyclase activator activity; calcium ion binding
Source: RefSeq, a predicted model, not a curated record
CGUUAUGACGACGUACCCCCGUUAACUCCACCGACGGCAACCCCAUUGUCCCAGGAAUACAAUCGUGCCAAGUCCCCACUACUGUUCACCAGUUCCUCUCGUUAUUUUAUGAAUGAAAAGUUGACUCUCACGGUGCAACAUCAAUCAUCAUCAAUUUUUUCGCUUCACCCCCUCGAGACUCACCAAAAUUCCAUUAAAAACUUCAAUUCCGUGCAUGACAUCAUCAUUGUCUUUUUCAUAUUUGUGAAAGUGAUGUGAAGUUUUUAAUGAAUCGAGUGAGGCUAUUAUUCGUGAGUGGCUCAAGUUUUUCAUUAAUACUCAAGAGAACCACCUAUUUUCAUUAAUGUCAGGAAGGAAAUUGUGCACCGAAGAAAAAUAAGUGGAGAUAAAAAAGUCAGCCGGAAUAAGCCGAUAAAUUUUUGGUGGUGCAGAGAGGCCAACGUGAAUAAAUCUCAAAGGACAGGUUUAACGGAGAAAAGGGGAUAAAAAAGAAAUAGCCGGAAUGUACAAGAACCGGUGAAAACGUUGAGGUGAAUUAACUUGGCUCGAGUGAAGUGAAAAUCCACCAGCGAAACCUGGUGGGUUUGGAAACAUUAAAAAAACAGAAGAGACGAAAGAAAAAUGGGAAAGAAAAACAGCAAGCUCAAGCAGGACACUAUUGAUCGUCUGACCACAGACACCUAUUUCACGGAGAAGGAAAUCCGACAGUGGCAUAAAGGAUUCCUCAAGGACUGUCCCGAUGGUCUUCUCACUGAACAGGGAUUUAUCAAGAUCUACAAGCAGUUCUUUCCACAAGGCGAUCCAUCCAAGUUCGCUUCUCUGGUUUUUAGAGUUUUCGAUGAGAACAAUGACGGUACGAUAGAAUUUGAGGAGUUCAUCAGAGCCUUGUCAGUAACGUCAAGAGGAAAUCUAGAUGAAAAAUUGCACUGGGCAUUUCGACUGUAUGAUGUUGAUAACGAUGGGUUUAUCACGCGAGAAGAAAUGUACAACAUCGUCGACGCGAUAUAUCAGAUGGUGGGCCAGCAGCCACAUGCGGAGGAUGAGAAUACGCCGCAGAAGAGGGUAGACAAGAUAUUCGAUCAGAUGGAUAAAAACCACGACGACAGGCUGACACUCGAUGAAUUCCGCGAGGGAAGUAAAGCCGAUCCAAGAAUCGUCCAGGCACUGUCCCUCGGUGGAGAGUAACCCAUAUUCAAUCCCUCAAAAAUCCCCCAAAAAAAUUCAAUCCCCUGUAAUUUUAUUUACCCCCCAAAAUAUUUAUCAACGAAUACCUGAACUAUCGAUGCAGAUUAUUAUCUGUAAUAACUAUUUGCCAUCACAAGAUAAAUGUCAACAUCUCAAUUUUGUAGAUGGACUGAUAUGAAAUUAUGUGAAGAACUAAAUUCCCAUUGGUAUAAAUCCGACGAAGUGCGAAUAGGAGAAGUGCCCUUUGUGGAUGGCAACUGGAAGAAAGCCAACUCGGGAAUUUAGGGAUGGAAAAGGGGCAGAUAUUGGUCGAUCGAAUGCCGACACUACUUUCGGGUUAACCCGGCACGUAUUUGCCGGUGUUUGUAAAAUCCCCGCGUAGAUUCGUCGAGCGAGACAAGAAAAGUAAAAAAAAAAUCUACA